Mugil cephalus (flathead mullet) is the source of this 3978-nucleotide messenger RNA. RefSeq names its product carbohydrate sulfotransferase 3-like. The record is from RefSeq and is a predicted model, not a curated record. Lineage: Eukaryota; Metazoa; Chordata; Actinopteri; Mugiliformes; Mugilidae. Gene Ontology annotation, biological process: carbohydrate metabolic process; N-acetylglucosamine metabolic process. The transcript is spliced from 3 exons. Bases 1639 to 3075 code for a protein of 478 amino acids. Gene Ontology annotation, cellular component: Golgi membrane. Gene Ontology annotation, molecular function: chondroitin 6-sulfotransferase activity; N-acetylglucosamine 6-O-sulfotransferase activity.
GUCGUACUUGACUCACCCUGAAACAACCACUCGGUAAUUCCCCCUGUCUGACCAGCUCUACAUGACUCGUAACAUCCAGGGACUUAGCCACUGACCCUGUGACGUGUGAAUGACCUGCAAGUUUAUGUUCUCCGAUCUCAAACUCAAAGGGGGUUGAGGAGUCUCUCCUGUGUAAAGAGACCUUUGUGGUUGUGGCAUGCGGCAGGGUGGUGCAAGACAGGCCUGACUUUUCCUCCCCAGUGAAAACGUGUCUCAGUACAGGGGCUGUUCACCUUUUCAUUACACGCCGUUCCACGUAAACAGUGCCCUAUUGGAGCUGUAAACUUCCCGUUCCCACUCAGAGAAUUUCGCAGGCAGUUUCCAGCCAUCCUCUGUGUUUAGACUGCAGUCAUUUGGGCCGGCUUCUGUGCAAGAAGUUGGCCCAGGGCAGGGGUUGCAACAGGAUGCGAGAAGUGGACCCGCCAGAUGUUGUUACACAAAGACAUUUACCUGGAUUUAGAAAGUAACGGCUGCGUAUAUUUCAUAGACACGGUGGCUUUGAUGCCUUCAGCUGAGAAUGUUGGUGUGUCGCUGGUGGCUCCGCAAAUUGUCCUCGCAGCGGAGGCCGUCUCAUUUACUCUCGCUGUGUUAUUGACCCGUUCACUGGCAGACAAGUUAGGCAGGAUUAUGCUAAAUUCUGGAGAUUAGUCAGGGAUCUGAGUCAAGCUGCCAUUAUCUUAAAAGCAAACUAAUAUUAAUCUCACAGGAAUGUGCAAGAUAUUCACAAACAGGCGCCAUUAAAUUCACACUUAUCUUCAUUUGACUACCCACCGUGUGCUCCUUUACAGACUUAGAGAAGCACCGAAUGGCCUCCGGGAUCAGAGGGCUACAAUUUACGGCUUUGAGACGAGCAGGCUUUCCCCUUCAGUUUUUCUGCCCCGUAUACGGUUACUCCUUAGCAUUUGGACGCGUGUCAGGAGCUACCAGUAACCUGUGUCACUGAGGCCCUGUGCUGUAGACACCUCCCCACCCACCCCAAGUGUUGAUAUGGUGAUAUGGAGGAGCAGCUGGCGGUUUGCACAUCAGCGGGAGGCAGAGGAGCCAGACAACUCGUGUGUUUUUUUUGGCAAGCAGCUUCGCAAUUGUGGAAUUACAAUUUAAUUGGCAAAAUUGCAUUUGAUUGCAGUCUGUCACUCAUAUUUCAUUGUGCCCUUAUUUUUUUUAUUUAUUUUUUUUUUUUAUAGAGCAACUUCUACAAGAACUGAACUCAUAAAUACGGCUAUGUGCAGCACCCCCCAGUCUUGCAUGGUGGGUGGGCAUGUUCCCGAAAUGCACUGGUUCACUUAAAGAUAACAAGGACUUCCUCAUGACAAAGACUGGCUUAGAUUCCACUGUAACACACUCAUCUAUUUUGAAAGAUAUUCUGCUCCCGAUGUAGGAUAUUGUUCUGCAUCUGAGAAAACGCCCGCAUCUUUGCAUAGUAUGUUGAUGUGCUCCGUAUCUCUUAAAUUGAGGAAGAAAACGAGCCUCUAAAAGGAGAAGAGGCUUCGUGUAACCGCUCCUCUGACUUGGCAUCACGGUGCAACUACAGUGGUCAAGAAAAAAAAUGAGCGUCUACUUCCCCAAGAAGUGUUCUCACAAAAGAAAUUGAGAUCAAAGAUGAAACAUUGCCUGCAGCGGGGAAUACAAACAACCAGGAGGCUCUUUAAGAAGGCGACCGGAGACCUGCAAGAUUGGCAGAAGCUAUUAAGAAGCAGUCCGCAAAAGCAUAUCCGGGCAAGGCUACAUCCAAGAAUGAGGAUCAAAUACACCAUACCCAUCGUCUUUGUUGUGGCACUUGUUAUCAUUGAGAAAGAAAACAACAUUAUCUCAAGGGUGUCAGACAAGAUCAUCUUAAAGGAGACUCCGCAGACCCCUUUACAGCCUAGUGGUUUAUCCCACAUGCUGCUGAAGCGAAAUGGUUCCUUCCCCUCGUUCAGACAGAUGGACUUAAUGCUGAUGAAGCGGCGCCUGGAGAACUACAGCGAGCACCAGGAGGUGAAGCUGAAGGGAAGGAAACACAUUCUCCUGUUAGCCACCACCCGGACCGGCUCCUCGUUUGUGGGCGAGUUUUUCAACCAGCAGGGGAGCAACAUGUUUUACCUGUUCGAGCCGCUGUGGCACGUGGAAAAGAUGCUGACUCUAGACACCGGAGGCACCAACGCCACAGCGGCGGCCAAGGCGUACCGUGACGUGCUCCAGCAGCUGUUUCUGUGUGACUUCUCCCUGCUGGAAAGCUUCAUCGACCCCCUCCCCGUGGGCCACAUCACCACCGCCCUGUUCCGCAGGGAGUCCAGCAGCUCUCUUUGCGAGGGGCCCGUCUGCAGCCCCGUCAUCAAAGGGGUGUUCGAACGCUACCACUGCAGGACCAGGCGCUGCGGGCCCCUGAACCUGACCUUGGCGUCCGAGUCCUGCCUCCAGAAGGAGCACAGGGCCAUCAAGUCGGUGAGGGUGCGGCAGCUCGAGAAUCUCCGUCCCCUGGCCGAAGACCCGCGCCUCGACAUCAAGUUCAUUCAGCUGGUCCGAGACCCUCGGGCUGUGCUGGCCUCACGCAUGGUGGCCUUCGCGGCCAAAUACAAGAACUGGAAGGAGUGGGCCACGGGCGGGGACGUGCCCAUCGACGACGAUGAGGUGAGGAAGCUGAAAGGCAACUGCGACAACAUCCGCAUGUCCGCCAAGGUCGGCCUCAAGCAGCCGCCGUGGCUGCGCAGGCGUUACAUGCUGGUGCGGUACGAGGACAUCGCCCGGUACCCCAUGAAGAAGGCAGCUGAGAUGUACCGGUUUACUGGCAUCCCGUUCACUCCGCAGGUGAAAUCUUGGAUUCUGAAGAACACCCAGGCUUCGAAGGAGACCAGCGGCGUUUACUCUACGCAAAAGAACUCCUCUGAACAAGUAGAGAAAUGGAGGUUCAGUCUCCCGUUCAAGAUCGCCGAAGUUGUGCAGAAAGUUUGUGGGCCAACGCUCAAGCUAUUUGGGUACAAAUUUGUGAGCAGCGAAGAGAUGCUAACGGAUAAGUCUGUUAGUCUGAUUGAGGACAAAGUGUUCAAAUGGACAUGAACUCCAAACUUUAUGAACUAUAUUUAUUGGGAUCUUUAAUCCUGAUACAGAGCUGUAUAUUUUCUGAUAGUGUGCUAUUUAAAAGUUUUAUAGUAUUUAAAAGCCAGAUGAAGAAGACGCAGCGUUGAGCAGAAGAUGUGUAUAAGGCUUUCUGAAGCAAGAGUGCGUGGAAUUGCACGGUGAACUAAAAGGAGCACAUUUAUGUUUUUGCAUUCUGCACUAUUUUCACUCCGCCAGUGCAGUUAGCUUGGCCCAUAUUUAAUCCGGUAGCAAAUACAGGAAAGUCUGCUGUUCCAAACACUUCCAGGAACCUCCAUUAGUUAUUUUUGACCGGCGAAUCCUGCGUUAGCAUUAGCAACACAAGCUGCUUUUAUUCCAAAGAAUGGGGAGGAAAAUAAAUGAAUAGCCUUGGAUAAUAUCCACGGCCUUAAGAGGAAAUACCAGUGUCGUGCCAGGCCAUUUCUUCACAAGAAGUAGAAGUAAUGUCCCAUGCAAAUUUUAUUUAUUUAUUCUCUUUGCUAAAAGGUGACUCCAGGUUUGAAUGUGUUCCACGGGUUCUUUCCCCACUCUGCAGGGGUACUAUUUUUUUGCACACCUAUACCUUAGUUUAUAACAUAUGCAUGUUUGUAAUUUGGCCCAAAAGCUGUUUGAAGUCGUCUUCGGGACUGGAAGCACCCAUCAUGUAAAACAGAUGUUUACACUGCUACUGUAUGCUAACAUUCCAACUGCAGCUGGUUUGCAGCGUUGUGCAAGGUUUGGUUGGCAGGUCUCUGUCUGUUGACACAGAUCUCUUGGCUGGUGAUAAUAAGAGACCUUGAUACUUUAGCCUGUCAGACUGUUUGCUGAUGUAAAGUCUUUUCUCUAUGAAUUUUGUUAGUUGCAAUAAACCCAUUUUUACAUUGA